UGUUGCCCUCAGCACUCCAAAUCAGCCGCUAUGCCGACCGACCAUGCCCAUUGACAUCAACCUCCUUCGCGCAGAUCGGGGAGGCUGCCCCGAAGCGGUGCGCGAGGCACAGCGGAAGCGGUUCAAAGCAGAUGGCGACCGGCUUGUGGAUGAAGUGAUUCGCUUGGAUACGUUGUUGAGAGAAGGCCUGACGCGCAGUCAAGAGCUUCAAUUCCAGUUAAAGACCUUGCAGAAGGAGGUCAUCGCGGAGAAGAAGAAGCAGAAGCUGCCCUGCACAGCAGAACUGGCGGAAGCACAGAAGCUCCACGGGCAACUGAAGCGUUUGGAGUCAGAGACCAGCACUUGGGCUUCGGACCGCGAUGCGACGCUCAAACUGCUAGGCAACGUGCUGGACCCUUCAGUGCCCUGCUCUGACUCAGAGGAGCACAAUGAGGUCAUGGCCGUUUGGCCACCCGCAGAGCUGCCACCCUGCUCAGUCUCUUCAUUCACGCCCCCAUCUUCUGGGGCUCGAGGCCAGCAUGAUGAUCUUCUCUGGAGGAUUGGCGGCUAUGACCCUGACCGUGGCACCAAAGUGGCAGGAAGUCGCGGAUUUUUUCUGGAAGACGUAGGCGUCCUCCUGAACCAAGCCCUACUGAAUUUUGGUUUGGCCUUCCUCCGACAGCGUGGCUACAAGGCCAUCCAGCCACCAUAUAUGAUGAGGAAAGAGUUGAUGGCGGACUUGGCGCAGCUGAGCGAUUUCAAUGACCAGCUUUACAAGGUCAGCAAAGGAGAUAGUCCGGGCGACGGAGACAAGUAUUUGAUCGCCACCUCCGAGCAGCCGCUUUGUGCGCUCCACGCGAAAGAGCUUCUGGAUGUGGAGACACUUCCCAGACGCUAUGCAGGCCUCUCCUCUUGCUUCCGGACAGAGCUGGGCAAGGCAGGCAAAGAGAACAGAGGCAUCUUCCGGGUGCAUCAGUUCGAAAAGGUGGAGCAGUUCUGCAUCACCGAUGGUGAUCUCAGCACCUCUCAGCAGAUGCUCUCGGAGAUGCUGGAAACUGCACAAGACUUCUACAAAGCCUUGGGCAUCCCUCACCGUGUGGUGAAGGUGGUCUCUGGCGAGCUGAAUGAUGCGGCCGUGAUGAAGUUCGACUUGGAAGGAUGGUUCGCGGGCCAGGGCGUCUACCGUGAGUUGGUGUCUUGCUCCAACUGCACCGACUUUCAAUCUCGGGCAUUGGACAUCCGUACCCGGUCUGAGCGUGCAAAGGAGAAGCCGCGCUUCGUGCACCUGCUGAAUGCGACCUUGGUGGCUGCCGGGCGGUGCUUGUGUUGCCUUUUGGAGACCUAUCAAACGUCAACUGGUGUUCGGGUACCGGAUGCCUUGGUACCUUUCAUGGGAUUCCAACAGCAACUGGCAUGUUGCAGAAGCGAGGAAUCAGAAGGAAGUCUGGACUUCAUGCCCUUCGUCCGCCCGAGCCGCUGUGUGGCAGCGCCAUCGGCGGCGCCUAGACAGGUUCCAUGUGAGCCAUCCGAUGGCUUCCUGGAGGACCUCGACCAGAAGCUCUUGCACCAGCCAUACGUGAAUGGCUUUGAUCUUUCUGCCUUGGAUCUGCAGACCCUGCAGCAGCUGGAGCAGCGUCAGUGGAACGACUCCUCCAGGUAUCCCAACCUUCAUCGCUGGAUGGAGCACGUGAAGUCGUUUCCACGGACCGUUUGGGAUGGCUUCGGCUUCAAAAAAGCAACGAUGGCUGACGAGGCCGUCGAAAUCGGUCGUGGCGGUCGUCCGGGCGGGUCCAAGCCGUGGCAGGGCGAUGGGAAGACCAGGGAGGGCAGUGACUUCGAGGAGGGUCAAGUGCGAAAGGUCGAGGCCACCGAUGGAGCCGUGGGUGGUUGCAGAAACGCGAGGACUCGAGGGCCAGACCCGGGAGGGCGAAGUUCAUGGUUGCUGGUGGUGCUCAAGGCCUAUUGGAUUCCAUCAAGUGCGGAGACCAAGCAUAGGUCACAGAACAUCCCAGAGAUCAACCGACUCUACGAGACCGUCUUCAACCAGCUCACCGAGCGGUACUACAACAAGACGAAGUGGCCAAGUGACUACGCAGUCGCUCAGGCCUUAGGGCAGAACGAGGCGCUGUUCUUGAUCCUCUACAAGGAGCUCUAUUAUAGGCAUAUCUAUGCCAGACUGAACCCCGUGUCCUUUGAGGACCGCGUGGGCUCGUGGAAGAACUACACGCAGCUCUUAGAUUUGAUGAUCGAGAACCUCUCGGACGGUGAGGACUUAGGCAUCGCCCUGCCAGCGCAGUGGUUGUGGGAUAUCCUGGAUGAGUUCGUCUACCACUACCAGACCUAUAGCACCUACUGCCACAAGACAGCCAAGAUGCAGAAGGAUAAGGAGGUCAAGGAGCUCCGGGACAAUCCCGGCAUUUUCGAGACCACCAAGGUCCUGAACUACUUGCAUCAGUUGGUUCGCUAUUCGCUCAUCGAGGAGUGGUUGGUGAACCCGGAUGGCGGCAAUGGACAAGGUGCAGCCUUCACUGACGAACCCACUCGCCUUAUCGGCUACUUUGCCCUGAUGCAACUCUUGCGGAUGCACAGCCUUUUGGGUGACUACCGCUUGGCCAUGGAGACCAUCGAGAGCAUCGACUUCCGGGCUGAGGUGCCGCUGUUCUAUCGCAUCCCUGCCUGUCACGUCACAGUCUUCUACUACCUGGGCUUCGCGUACAUGAUGAUGCGGAGAUAUGUAGACGCGUCCAGGACCUUCUCGGACAUCUUGGUGUUUUUGUCCAAGAUUUCGGCGGUGAACUCCUUGUCCUAUCAGUAUGACCAGAUGCUGAAGAAGCAGGACCAGAUGUAUGUCCUGCUGCUGAUUUGCAAUGCGCUUUGCCCGCAACCCUUGGAUGAAUCCCUCGAGAAGCCCAUCCGCGAGAAGCAUGCAGACAAGCAGAUGCGCCUCCAGCAGGGUGUCGAGGCCUGCUUCGAGGACUUAUUCUCUUACGCUUGCCCCAAGUUUGUGGCGGCCUCCAUGCCCGACCUUGAUAACUUGGACAACUUCAAUGCCAACGAGGCACACCAGCGACAGCUGCACCUCUUCCUUCAGGAGGUGCGACAACAGCAGGCCCUGCCGACCAUCGGAUCUUACAUGAAGCUCUACACCUCCUUGCAGACCUCCAAGUUGGCACAGCUCUGCGAGAUGGAUGGUGAGGGCUUGAGGGAUCAGCUCAUGUGCGUGAUGCACAAGACCCGUCAGCUGGUUCACCAGAAAGAGGGAACUCCCUUGGACGGAGUCCUGCAGCCCUGCGGCGAAGUGGAGUUUUACCUGGACGGCGACAUGGUCCACAUCAAUGCACAGAAGCCACAGCGGCCUCAUGCAGAUGUCUUCUUGGAGCACAUUGUGAAGUUCCAGGACAUUCUGAAGCGUGCGGACCGCCUGCAGAAGGGCGGCGCCGCAGCAUAA
Molecule: messenger RNA, 3427 nt
Organism: Durusdinium trenchii
Lineage: Eukaryota; Dinophyceae; Suessiales; Symbiodiniaceae
Source: the annotation of a GenBank genome assembly